AUGGCGCGGGUGCCGAGGGGCAGUUGGGUGGCGAGGAGGCGGGCGCUGGACCGGCUCCGCCGCGGCAGCGCACACUCGGCGGCCAGAAGGAACCAUCCCCAGGGGUGCACGUGGAUGGGCGUGCGGGAGCGGGUGCGGGGCCGGUUCGAGCAGGCCCUACAGGCGGCGCUCGCCUACGACACCGCGCUCUUCUGCUUCUACGGCCCCCACCGCCUGCCCAGCCUGCGCAGGUUAAACUUCCCGGCCGCGCCGCGCCCCAAAAUCCCCGAGGACGUGCGUGCCACGCUCACCCGUGCCGACAUCAAGGGCAUCGCAGAGAGCCACGCCCGCUUCUUGGCCAACUUCUACGUCGGUCCGCUGCCCGCCGUCAGCCGUGCAGCAGCUUCACCACCACCACCGGCGGCGGCGGCGGCAGCAGAUGGUGCUACUGCUGUUGCCAACGACGAAGCAACCGCUGCUACUGGUGGUAGCAACGGCAACAACUGCAUGGGCUAA
Messenger RNA from Miscanthus lutarioriparius, 495 nucleotides. The record is from the annotation of a GenBank genome assembly. NCBI's taxonomy places the organism in Eukaryota, Viridiplantae, Streptophyta, Magnoliopsida, Poales, Poaceae.